Molecule: messenger RNA, 1254 nt
Organism: Enterobius vermicularis (human pinworm)
Lineage: Eukaryota; Metazoa; Nematoda; Chromadorea; Rhabditida; Oxyuridae
Source: the annotation of a GenBank genome assembly
AUGGAUUAUAACAACGACCUCUCACAACGUUUGUUAUCAGCAACCCCACAAGAGGACGGUAACCCACCUAGAAGCUCUGAAGGAGGUAAUUGUGUUUACGUGACGGCUUCUACAACUCGUAUGGAUACUGUGAUAUUCAUGCAUAAGUGGAGCAUAAGUCAGUUUUCUGUUCAACAGGAAUUAUCUAAUGCAGGGGAUUUUCUGGAGUCUAACAACUUUGGUUCCACUACGGGUGACUACAAAUUUCGUCUGAAGCUGUUUCCUUCAGGCAAGGAUGAAGAGUGUCGUGGCUAUCUUUCUCUUUUCCUUCAGAUUAUCAAAUGCCCGUCACCAAAAUUGCGUUUUCGAGUGAAUUUUUAUAUUGAUACUACUGAUGGUCCUCGAGGAUGUGCAUUGAAUAAAAAUGUUGUAACUAUAAAUCGUGGUGGUAUUGUAACCGCAUCUAAGUUUUUCUCCACGGAUACUCUUAAGAGCCGUAUUUCCCGUUUUCUUCCGGACGAUGUACUAACGGUAGGUGUUGAACUGACAGUUUACGGGGAACAGAGCAGUUGCGAGAUUGAGCCAGAUGAAGAGUUUUAUAUUAGCAGUGAUGGAGCCACUCACACUCCCAGAGAUGCGGACAGCUGUUCCCCUGUUCCUAGACCCCAAGUUUCUGCGUUUGGUCGUGAUAUUGGACAGUUAUUCGAUACUGGAGAUUUUGCUGAUUUUACCUUGUAUGUUGGCCGCCGCUCUUUUAAGUGUCAUAAAGCCAUCUUGUCUGCACGUUCGCCGUUUUUCCAAGGGAUGUUUCGCAAUCACACCAACCAGGAAAGUGUUAAGGGUGAGGCAACCUUGGAAGAUGUAACCCCGGAAGCUGUUUGUGCCAUUUUGGAGUAUAUAUAUAAAGACAGUUGCACUGAUUUGGCAAAAAAUGCAAUGGACAUUAUGGCUGCCGCUGAUAGGUUUUGUCUGGAUCGUCUUAAAUUGCAAUGCCAAGAUGUUUUGGUGCGUGACAUGAGUGCGGCGAAUGUUUGCGAACGUCUACGUGCAGCUGAUUUAUACGGAGCUCCAAAAUUAAAGAAGAAAGCUUUGAUUGUUGUUCAAAGACAUCGUCAAGCUAUUUUAGAUAGCAAAGAGUGGAGCGAGCUGGAGAGCGAACUUCCAGGAUUAGCUGCUUCGGUUUUAAAACAGUUAGUAACAUAUCCUGAAACUUUGCAUCGGUCAAGCAGUAUUCAUGAUACUUCUACUCCAAUGAAACGUCCACGUGUACUGUGA